AUGCCCACCUAUAAUAUCGUCGUCUUUGGGGGCGAUUAUGCAGGUCCUGAGGUGACAAACGAGGCUAUCAAGGUUCUCAAAUUAAUUGAGCAGUGCUCGAACGAUAUCAAGUUCAACUUCCAAGAACAUUUACUCGGUGGGUGUUCUAUUGACGCGCAUGGCACGCCUUUAACAGACGAGGCUCUUUCGGCCGCGAAAUCCGCCCACGCCGUCCUUCUCGGCGCAAUAGGCGGGCCAAAGUACGGUGUGGGCAAAGUCCGCCCCGAACAAGGCAUCCUCAGGCUGCGCAAAGAAAUGGGCACAUUCGGCAACUUGCGGCCUUGUUUCUUCGCUUCUCCUACACUUGCUGCGCGGUCUCCACUGAAGGAAGAAGUCUGCCAGGGAACAGAUUUCAUGAUUGUGAGGGAACUGACGGGCGGCAUCUACUUCGGCGACCGGGUCGAAGGGAAUCCGGAUGAUGGAGAGAGCGAGUGGGCGGAGGACCGGGAGCCGUAUUCCAGGAAGGAGAUCGAAAGGAUCACCAGGCUCGCAGCGUACCUCGCCCUCGCGAAAAGUCCGCCAAGCAAAGUCUGGAGUCUGGACAAGGCGAACGUGCUCGCGACAAGUCGGCUGUGGAGGAGGGUCUUCGCAGAGACCAUGCAAAAGGAGUUUCCCCAGCUGGAGUUCGAACAUCAGCUGAUCGACUCGGCCGCGAUGAUCAUGGUGAAGAACCCGCGCGCAUUGAACGGCGUGAUCGUCACGUCGAAUCUGUUCGGUGAUAUCAUUUCCGACGAAGCCUCCGUCAUCCCCGGCAGUCUGGGGCUCCUGCCCAGUGCAAGUCUCAGCGGCGUUCCUGACGGCAAGGGCCUGUGCAAUGGCAUUUACGAACCCAUCCAUGGCUCGGCGCCCGAUAUCGCCGGCAAAUGCAUCGUGAACCCAGUCGCCGCGAUUCUCAGCGUGGCCAUGAUGCUCCUGUACAGCUUGAACAUGGCGAGGGAAAGCGUUUUGGUCGAGCAGGCUGUGAGGAUCGUCAUUGAAAACGGCAUCGUGACCAAGGAUAUUGGAGGGAACAAUUCGACGGUCGAGGUCGGCGACGCGGUGGCAAAGGAGUUGGAAUCUCUUUUGAAAGACCAGUGA
Cladophialophora yegresii CBS 114405 is the source of this 1116-nucleotide messenger RNA. Its product is annotated as 3-isopropylmalate dehydrogenase. The coding region runs from base 1 to 1116 and encodes 371 amino acids. Gene Ontology annotation, biological process: L-leucine biosynthetic process. The record is from RefSeq and is a predicted model, not a curated record. Gene Ontology annotation, molecular function: magnesium ion binding; NAD binding; 3-isopropylmalate dehydrogenase activity. NCBI's taxonomy places the organism in Eukaryota, Fungi, Ascomycota, Eurotiomycetes, Chaetothyriales, Herpotrichiellaceae. Gene Ontology annotation, cellular component: cytosol. The transcript has 4 exons.